CGUUUCCGCCUUACUGCGAGGUUUUUCCCAUCUUGCGCACCGUAGCUGUAUUGUGUUUGCGUUGUUCUGUGCGAGCUGGUGUUGAGUGCGGUGCAGGUAGAGUUUCAGAGGAGAAUGGCACAGAAUGUUCAGAACGUCACCCUGUCUCUGACUCUCCCCAUAACGUGUCACAUCUGUCUGGGCAAGGUGCGCCAGCCCGUCAUCUGUGUCAACUACCAUGUUUUCUGUACUGUUUGUAUUGAAUUGUGGCUGAAGAACAAUAGCCAGUGCCCUGUCUGUAGGGUGCCCAUUACUGCUGAGAAUCCCUGUAAAGACAUAAUAGGUGGAACAGGCGAAAAUGAAUGUUCUCUCGAUCAUUCAGUUCGGAAACACUUGCGUAAAACCAGACUGGAACUUCUUCACAAUGAAUAUGAGGAAGAAAUCGAAUCACUGUUAAAAGAGCUAGAGGAGCUGAAACAAAAGAAUAUAAUAUUGGAAAGAGAGCGGAGUCCCACCACAACUGUCUCUUUGGGCAUUGACUGUAACUGUGGAACCAAAUUGAGGACUGAGAACACCAGUUCAGAACAGACUACAUCAGAGAAGUGGAAGAAGAAACUUGAAGAAACAAAUGCUGCAUCCAGAAAACUUUCAGCUGAUGUGGAAAAGCUAAAAGAGGAAAAUGCAAAGCUAAUAAAUGAAAACAUUGAUUAUGUAAGAGAGAAUUUUCGACUUAAAACUGAAGUAGACAGCAGAUCACCACAAAAGUUUGGUAGAUUUACAGUGGCUGCCCUCCAUGCUAAGAUUGACCAGUAUGAAAAGGAAAUGAACAGGCUAAAAAAAGCUCUUGAGAGAAGUGAUAAGUACAUAGAAGAACUGGAAGUGCAGGUGGACCAGUUGAAAAGGGCUGCAGAUCUGAAACAGGAUGAGAGCUCACAGAAUGAAAAUUCAGUCCAUGAUAAAGACACUGUAAAUUCUGAAAUAGGUUGUACAGAACUUUAUGAAGGAGUGAAACUAGAACAAAUGGGUGAGAAACCUGAAAAACAUGACAUAAAUAAAGAGAAUUCCAGCGAUACAUGCCCAGCUGCAAAUAAUGAAAAAUCACAUGUACACAGAUCAGAAUAUCUUACGCAGACAGGGUGCUCCCUUAAUUUUCAAAAGGAGCGUAAAAUGUUUCUAAGUAGCGGUUCUGCCAUGUGGAAGGAGAGCAUGAAGGGUCCACAUGAUAAUAUCACAUCACAAAAUAAGCAAACGGAGACUUACACGCCAACUAAAGAAAAAGAAAUCCAUGAGUACAAUAGUCCAAGCACAUCGCUGUCUUUCAGCUCUCUUCAGCUAAACAGUCCGGACUGUAAAUUGUCUCUUCCAUCAAAUCAAGUGAAUGCAAAAAAACCCUUAACUUAUCUUAGAAAAUUAGUUUUUGAGGACUAUCCUAAAAAAGGAAAACCAAAUAGUUUUUCCAGUGCAAAUAAUAAUAUACCAAAACCUUUUAAUGAACAAAAAUCUGAAUAUAUGACUUGUGAAGUCAAACAUAAACAUCAGAGAGGUAACCUAAAGGAAAGUGACAUGCAAUCAGAAGGCCAGAUACUGCAAGCAUUUUCUUUACCAAGCAGUGGUGAAGUGCAUCACACCACAACCACCAGUGAAAGUCCCAUGGAUACUUUUUUACAUAAUGUCAACAAUCUGGAUUCCUUGAUGUCAACAUUGGAAGGCAAUAAAAGCCUUCAUUACCACAGUGUUACCGCUGAUGCUGUCAUGCAUUUAAAUUCACAGCCAGGGAAUGGACUUCAAGCCUUUUUUUCAAAUCCACAUACUAGGGACGGACAUUUUCCUCUUGAAAGUCAAUCUUCCGAUAAGUCUCACAUCAAUGAUUUUCACACAAGUGGGAGGACUUCAAGUUUGGUGCUGCCUUUUAAUGAUAUGCCACAGAUUAAAUAUCAAAAUACAACGGAGUCCUCUAAUAUUCUCACAAACUUAAAUGCUUCAGAGCUAGCUAGUAAUUCCUGUUGUACAUCUUACACUAAUAAUAAGCAUGGCCCUGCAUCAAAACGAAAGCUCCUUAAUACCAUAUGUGAAAGUCCACCUAAGACCAUGAAGCCAUAAAUUUGUUUCUUUCAUGGAAACAUCAUGGGAAGUAACUGUUUCAUCAUGCCAAUAAUACAGUACUUUAUUUUUAUCCUUGAAGGAAAAUGUUAAAGCUUUAGCACAUUUUUAAGCAUUCCAAAAAGUUGCAAUGAAAUAAUGUUUUUUGCAGAUAAGAGACAUUAGGCCAAUGUAUAUAAUUAUCUAUUACAAUUACAUAUAGUCUGUGAUAUCGCCCUUGUUGUCUUUGGUGGUUAAAUAAUGGGAAAUAUAAAACUUUUGGUUUUUUGAUUUCUCUGGCUAUUUCUUUACCCACUUAGUAUACUUCUCCCUCAAACCUCCUGGCAUUGUGACCUGCUUUAUCUUACUCUUGUUUCUAAGGCUGAUGACAUGGUGUGCUUUUCAGCCCAUUGCCUCCUGCUGCUCCCAUGUCAAUGGAGCCCAUAAAAGGUCUUUUUUGUUUGCGUGUGUUUCAGCCAGCUUAGAAACAUCAUAUGUGCCAUUUUUUUUUCACCUUUGGCAUUUUUAUUCACAUUACAUAUCAACAAGUU
Xenopus tropicalis (tropical clawed frog) is the source of this 2609-nucleotide messenger RNA. It is a transcript of the gene obi1, whose product is annotated as ORC ubiquitin ligase 1. The record is from RefSeq and is a predicted model, not a curated record. Lineage: Eukaryota; Metazoa; Chordata; Amphibia; Anura; Pipidae. Gene Ontology annotation, biological process: regulation of DNA replication; protein monoubiquitination. The transcript has 6 exons. Gene Ontology annotation, molecular function: metal ion binding; ubiquitin-protein transferase activity. The coding region runs from base 115 to 2079 and encodes 654 amino acids.